AUGUCCCAGCCAUGCCGCUCGGUGUACAUCUUUGCCAAGGCAAAUAAUAUUCCCUUUAACAACCAUGAAGUGCUGCUCUUUAAAGGUGAGUGUUAUGAUCUGAUGGAUAUGAACUUUUCUGUGCUUGGAGCUUCCCCCUUAGGAGAACAUUUAAGUGAAGAAUUUUCCAAAGUGAAUCCGCUUCGAAAGGUGCCGUUCCUUAAAGAUGGAGACUUCACAAUGGCUGAGAGUACUGCAAUGCUUCUGUAUCUGGCCAACAAGUAUAAGACCCCUGAUCACUGGUAUCCAUGCGACCUACAAAAACGUGCUCGUGUUGAUGAAUAUCUUGCUUGGCAGCAUACCAAUACCCGUCCACAUUGUUCCAAAUUAUUCUGGGUUAAGGUAAUGACACCCUUUCUCCUUGGCCAUGAAGCUGAACCUGAGAAGUUGGAUCCUGUGUUGACUGAAUUUAAUACCACAUUGACUGCUAUAGAAGAAAAGUUCCUAGGAGGGAAGCCUUUCAUAGCUGGUGAUGAGAUGUCCAUAGCCGAUCUAGUGGCUAUUGUGGAGAUCAUGCAGACUAUUGCUGGUGGAAUUGAUGCUUUUGAAAACAAACCAAAGUUGGCAGAUUGGAAAAAUAGAGUGGAGGAUGCAAUUGGAGCUGCAUUGUUCAAGGAAGCACAUGAGAAAGUACUGAGAGUGAAGGACAUGCAAAAUAUGCCCAUCCCUCCAGAACUUAAGGAGCGACUUAGAGCCAGAUUACAACAGUUCCCACUGAUGAAGCUUUAA
Staurois parvus is the source of this 768-nucleotide messenger RNA. NCBI's taxonomy places the organism in Eukaryota, Metazoa, Chordata, Amphibia, Anura, Ranidae. The record is from the annotation of a GenBank genome assembly.